Heterocephalus glaber (naked mole-rat) is the source of this 909-nucleotide messenger RNA. Its product is annotated as olfactory receptor 4C11. Gene Ontology annotation, cellular component: membrane. The record is from RefSeq and is a predicted model, not a curated record. Gene Ontology annotation, biological process: G protein-coupled receptor signaling pathway. Gene Ontology annotation, molecular function: G protein-coupled receptor activity; olfactory receptor activity. Lineage: Eukaryota; Metazoa; Chordata; Mammalia; Rodentia; Bathyergidae.
AUGAAUAAAAGUGUGACCAAAUUCAUUCUGUUUGGGUUGACUCAAGAUGCAGAAAAGCAGAAGGCAAUAUUUGGGAUUUUCUUGAUUCUUUACAUUAUGACUCUGUUGGGCAACUUUGUCAUCAUGGUGACCAUUAAAGCCAGCCAGACCCUUGGGAGUCCCAUGUACUUCUUCCUCUUUUACUUGUCCUUCGCUGAUGCUUGUUUUUCUACAACCACAGCCCCCAGACUGAUCGCAGAUGCCCUUUCUCAGAAGAAAGUCAUCUCCUACAAGGAGUGCAUGACACAGGUCUUUGCAGCCCAUUUCUUCGGGUGUAUGGAGAUCUUUGUGCUCAUCCUCAUGGCAUUCGAUCGCUAUGUGGCCAUCUGCAAGCCUCUGCGGUACACGACCAUCAUGAGCCAGCGCAUCUGUGGUGUGUUGGUGACCCUGGCCUGGGUGGGUUCUUGCAUCCAUUCCUUGGCACAGAUUUUCCUGGCUUUGAGACUGCCCUUCUGUGGCCCCAAUGUGAUCGAUCACUAUUUCUGUGAUUUGCAGCCCUUGCUGAAACUCGCCUGCAUGGACACGUAUCUGAUCAACUUGUUAAUCGUGACUAAUAGUGGUGCCAUAUGCAUGGGGAGUUUAAUAGUGCUGCUCAUCUCCUAUGUUGUCAUCUUGUACUCUCUGAGAAACCAUAGCACCGAAGGACGGCGAAAAGCCCUUUCCACGUGCAUCUCCCACUUUAUUGUGGUCGUCAUGUUUUUUGGCCCCUGUAUAUUUAUAUACACACGUCCACCAACCACGCUUCCUGUGGAUAAGAUGGUGGCUGUGUUUUACACGAUCGGCACACCCUUAUUCAACCCUCUUAUCUACACCCUGAGGAACACAGAGGUGAAAAGUGCCAUGACGAAGCUGUGGUGUCGCCAACUAUAA